Molecule: messenger RNA, 2893 nt
Organism: Ceratotherium simum simum (southern white rhinoceros)
Lineage: Eukaryota; Metazoa; Chordata; Mammalia; Perissodactyla; Rhinocerotidae
Source: RefSeq, a predicted model, not a curated record
AUGUUUUAGGACUCAGUGGCCAUUGAGGAUGUGGCUGUGAACUUCACCCCAGAGGAGUGGGCUUUACUGGAUCCUUCACAGAAGAAACUCUACAGAGAUGUGAUGUGGGAAACCUUCAGGAACCUGACCUCAAUAGGUAAGAAUGAGGACAUUGACUCCAUCAAUUAGAGAAACAAACAAGGCAGAAAACACAGAAGUCAUAUGGUAGGGAGACUCUGUGAAAGUGAAGAGGGUAGUCAGUGUGGAGAAAACAGCUGUAUUUCAAAUCUCAAUCUCAACAAGAAAACUACAGGAGCUAAACCACGUGACUGCAGUGAAUGUGGAAAAGUACAUCAUUCAUCCCUUAUUAGGCACAUUAGAUGUCACACUGAACACAAACCGUAUGACUAUGAAAACUAUGGAGAGAAGCCAUAUAAAUGUAAGGAAUGUGGGAAAGCCUUCACUUUUCCCAGUUUUCUUCAAAUACAUGAAAGAACUCAUACUGGAGAGAAACCUUAUAAAUGUAAAAUAUGUGGUAAAGCCUUCCGUUUAUCCCAUGGUUUUAAACUACAUGAAAGAAUUCAUACUGGAGAGAAACCAUAUGAAUGUAAAAAAUGCAGUAAAGCAUUCAUUUCUUCUGGUUCUCUUCAAAAACAUGAAAGAACUCAUACUGGAGAGAAACCCUAUGAAUGUAAAAUAUGUGGUAAAGCCUUCCGUUUAUCCCAUGGUUUUAAACUACAUGAAAGAAUUCAUACUGGAGAGAAACCUCAUGAAUGUAAAAAAUGCAGUAAAGCAUUCACUUCUUCUACUUCUCUUCAAAUACAUGAAAGAACUCACACUGGAGAGAAACCCUAUGAAUGUAAAGAAUGCAGGAAAGCCUUCAGUUGUAUUAGUUCUCUUCGAAAACAUGAAAUAACUCACAGAGGAGAGAAACCUCAUGAAUGUAAAAAAUGCGGUAAGGCGUUCACUUCUUCUAGUUCUCUUCAAAACCAUGAAAGAACUCAUACUGGAGAGAAAGCUCGUGAAUGUAAAAUAUGUGGUAAAGCCUUAAGUUUAUCCUAUAGCGUUAAAGUACAUGAAAGAAUUCAUACUGGAGAGAAACCAUAUCAGUGUAAAAAGUGCAGUAAAGCAUUCACUUCAGCCGGUUCUCUUCAUGUACAUGAAAGGAUUCACACUGGAGAGAAACCCUAUGAAUGUAAGGAAUGUGGGAGAGCGUUCAGUUAUAAUAGUUCUCUUCGAAAACAUGAAAUAACUCACACUGGAGAGAAACCNNGUAAAUGUAAGGAAUGUGGGAAAGCCUUCCCUUUUCCCAGUGCUCUUCAAAGACAUGAAAGAACUCAUACUGGAGAGAAACCUUAUGAAUGUAAAAAAUGCAGUAAAGCAUUCACCUCUUCUAGUUACCUUCAAAUACAUGAAAGAACUCAUACUGGAGAGAAACCCUAUGACUGUAAAAAGUGCAGUAAAGCAUUCACUUCUUCCUGUUCUCUUCGAGUACAUGAAAGAAUUCAUACUGGAGAGAAACCUUAUGAAUGUAAAAAAUGCAAUAAAGCAUUCACUUUUGCCAGUUCACUUCAGUUACAUGAAAGAACUCAUACUGGAACGAAACCCUAUAAAUGUAAAAAAUGCAUUAAAGCAUUCACUUCUUCCCUUUCUCUUCAAGAUCAUGAAGGAAUUCAUACUGGAGAGAAACCCUAUGAAUGUAAAAAAUGCGGUAAAGGAUUCUCUUAUUCCAGUUCUCUUCGAGUACAUGCAAGAAUUCAUACUGGAGACAAACCCUAUUCAUGUAAAAAAUGCAGUAAAGCAUUCACUUUUUUUGCAUUCACUUCUUCCUGUUCUCUUCAAGAUCAUGAAAGAAUUCAUACUGGAGACAAACUCUAUGAAUGUAAAAAAUGCAGUAAAGCAUUCACUUUUUUCAGUUCUCUUCAAAAACAUGAAAGAAUCCAUACUGGAGAGAAACCCUAUCAAUGUAAAAAAUGCAAUAAAGCAUUCACUUUUCCUACUUCACAUCUUCACCAACAUGAAAGAACUCAUACUGGAGAGAAACCUUAUGAAUGUAAAAAAUGCAGUAAAGCAUUCGCUUGCUCCAGUUACCGUCGAAUACAUGAAAGAAUUCACACUGGAGAGAAACCCUAUAAAUGUGAAAAAUGCAGUGAAGCAUUCACUUCUUCCAGUUCUCUUCAAGUACAUGAAAGGAGUCACACUGGAGAGAAACCUUAUGAAUGUAAAAUAUGCAGUAAAGCAUUCACUGCUUCCCGUUCUCUUCGAGUACAUGAAAGAAUCCAUACUGGAGAGAAACCCUAUAAAUGUAAAACAUGCAGUAAAGCAUUCACUUUUUCCACUUCCCUUCGAUUACAUGAAAGAAUCCAUACCGGAGAGAAACCUUAUGAAUGUACAAAAUGCAGUAAAGCAUUCGCUUUUUCCACUUCUCUUCGAUUACAUGAAAGAAUUCAUACUGGAGACAAACCCUAUGAAUGUAAAAAAUGCAGUAAAGCAUUCACUUUUUCCACUUCUCUUCGAGUACAUGAAAGAAUUCAUACUGGAGAGAAACCCUAUGAAUGUAAAAAAUGUGGUAAAGCAUUCGCUUCUUCCAGUACUCUUCGAAUACAUGAAAGAAAUCACACAGGAGAGAAACCUUAUGAAUGUAAAAAGUGCAGUAAAGCAUUCACUUCUAACAGUUCUCUUCGAUUACAUGAAAGAAUUCAUACGGAAGAGAAACGCUAUGAAUGUAAACAAUGCAAUAAAGCAUUCACUUCUUCGCGUUAUCUUCGAUUACAUGAAAGAAUUCAUACCGGAGAGAAACGCUAUGAGUGUAAAAAAUGCAGUAAAGCGUUCACUUUUUCCGGUUCUCUUCACUCACAUAAAAGAAUGCAUAUUGGAGAGACCCCAUGAAUGUAAAAAAUGCAGUAAAGCGUUC